Molecule: messenger RNA, 1923 nt
Organism: Ixodes scapularis (black-legged tick)
Lineage: Eukaryota; Metazoa; Arthropoda; Arachnida; Ixodida; Ixodidae
Exons: 2
Coding region: 20-1612 (530 amino acids)
Source: RefSeq, a predicted model, not a curated record
UCCGUUCGUUACCGGCAAGAUGCCUGUACACUGCUGCGCGCCGUUGUGCAAACAGCGAGGAAUCAAGGACAGCAAUGGAAAUAAGGUAUCCUUCCAUCGCUUCCCUAAAGAUCCCAUGGUCUACAAAAAAUGGAUUGUCGCGAUCAGAAGGGAUGAAGGCCCCGAGUUUCAAGUAAGCAAGUGGACAAAGCUGUGCUCGAAACACUUUCAUGAAAGUGACUACAUACCCAGCGUUGUGAGUGGCCGAAAGCUCCUUCGUGAUACGGCAGUGCCAUCCGUUUUCUCCUUUUCCAAAAAGAAAACAGUGCGAAAGCCUCCAAAAAAGCGUGCACCGCCACAGCUAAAGGCUAAUGCACCAGCGCCAAGAUCCCAACAAAUAGACAACACUAUGCAGGAUGAUCCAGCGGUGUGUUGCACAAAUGAAGUGCAGGCUGCGGCUGAAAACCCACUGGAGCCUACUGACCACAGCACAUUGCCUGCAACAGACAGUGCACGUCUGGCAAGCAUCAUUCAAGGCUUGAACAAAGAAAUUGGAAGGCUUCAAGAUGAGUGUGGACUUUUCCGACAUCAGUUGGAAAUGGCAAGAGAAACAAUUCGGGAACUGCAAGCAGAGAAGCUCUCUCUUGAUUGCCAACUUGCUCAAGAAAAAGAAGACGCUUCUCCAUUUACCAUCCAACGAUUCAAGGACAGUGAUGAAGACGUUAUGUUCUAUACCGGCCUUACAAGUUACAAACACUUUGUUGAAUUGCUUCUUUACAUCAACCCCGGGGAUGGUGGCUGCAACGUUUUACGUGCAGAGAGCAGCAGCGGAACAGGAUCAUUGAAGGGGCGUAAACGAAAGCUGAGCACCGAAAACGAACUAUUCUUAGUUCUUGUUCGGCUACGCCUUGGUCUAUUUGAGGCAGAUUUAGCUCAUAGAUUUUUUAUCGCACAAUCGACAGUCUCAAGAAUUUGCAAAUCGUGGAUGAACUUUCUGUAUGCCAAACUAAGCGUGUUGCCUCUGUGGGCGCCUAGGGAGACAGUUGAUGCGACCAUGCCACCAGAGUUUGCUGAAAAGUAUGCGUCGACACGAGUAAUUUUGGAUGCCACUGAAAUUAAGUGUGAGGUGCCCUCUUCUUUGUCUCUCCAGUCAUCUACCUAUUCGUCAUACAAGUCCACAAACACAUUCAAGGGCCUUAUUGGUGUCUCUCCGAACGGGCUUGUAGCUUUUGUUUCAGAGCUUUUUACAGGCUCAAGUUCAGACAGAGAAUGUGUAAUAAGGAGUGGAUUUCUGGACUUAGAGUUUGAUGCUGGUGAUGCCGUAAUGGCGGAUAAAGGGUUUCGCAUCCACGACCUUUUGGAAAAAAGAGGUGUGAAGCUGAACUUGGCCCCCUUUUUGAAGGGCCGCACAUUCUCGCCCAGUCAAGUCGAAGAAACCAAAGAGAUUGCCUCACUGCGAAUACAUGUGGAGCGAAGGAUACAAAGGAUAAAGGCGUAUCACAUUUUUGAUCGGCCCAUACCUCUUACCUUGGCUCCACUGAUUAACCAGAUUUGGACUGUGGCAGCAAUCCUCAGCAAUUUUCAGUGCUCGCUUAUUCAGCAUUUGGGUAGCAUGCCUGAAAUGGUGGACUGAGUAGUGACAAGUAUGGAGGCCAUACAUGUAUAUUAGCCUGUGGGCUUUCACAAAAUAACUUUCUUGUUGUGUGACGUAGUAUCACCCCUAUCUCUCCCUCGCAGUAAAAAUCCUUAUCCAUGCUUGUGCAUUUUUUGGGGGAAAAUAGUUGCAUUGAGUGCGUUUUUGUUUCUAGAAUGUGGUCACCGUAGCAGUUGCAGAGUGGUGCGAUAGCAUGCUGUGCCAAAGCUCGACAAGAUAUUAAAACUGCAUAAAUUCUGAAGCUUUUGUAUUGCCCGUCUUUUUCGUUCCCACCAUAUACAAAAAUUCAC